Manduca sexta (tobacco hornworm) is the source of this 2026-nucleotide messenger RNA. RefSeq names its product pleckstrin homology domain-containing family G member 1-like. NCBI's taxonomy places the organism in Eukaryota, Metazoa, Arthropoda, Insecta, Lepidoptera, Sphingidae. Gene Ontology annotation, molecular function: guanyl-nucleotide exchange factor activity. The record is from RefSeq and is a predicted model, not a curated record.
AAACAUUAUUUCAUUUGGUUGCAGGUAGUACAACGGACCUUGCGCCCACGUUAAUUGGUAUAUACGACUCACUACUGGAACCCAAGAGCCUCCGACCUGAAGACAGCAGGUUCGAAACCGCGAAAGACGCACGGAAUGACCCGCCUGUAGAAGAUAAAGGAACAAAAGAUCCCACCAUGUUAGCUGGAAGCGUAAAACUCCCUAUAGCAACAGUAAACAAAAGUUCACUAUAUACGAUACGAACUAACAGUGAUAGAAAUGGUGCUAGUGAUGAGAGUGAUGUUAAAGUUAGUGAUAUAUCUGUUAUAAUUAAAGAACAAAAGCAAAGAACUAUAAAAGAAACAAAAAAUGAGACUACGUUCGACAAUUUGUCGCCAAACGUGAAACGUAUGAUAUCGAGUGCAGCUGAAACGACUACAUUGAAAUUCCAGAAGAAAACUUUGAACGCUGGAAGAACGUCGACUAGACAGAAAUCGAACAUUCCUUUAGUUGGGGCGACUUCGAAGAUAUCGCAGUCUGGAGUCGAGAUUUUGUCUUCAGUAGAAAUUUACGACAAACCAUGUGUUUCCAAACCAGUGGCUGGGAUAAACCCCGAAGAAGAUACCCCAGUCAAGUCAUUGCCAGUGAAACCAGAUUUCAAAAUAGAUGACGAACAAACUUAUGAUGUUCCGACGAAUAACAGGCCAGCGAUAUAUGACGUUCCAUCGAACAAUAAGACCGCUUUUGAUUCCCUAUCAUUACCAUACAUUGAUCAAUCAAUCGAAUUAUCUAUAACAUCAAACGAUAGAGAAUUUGAUCCAAAAUUAUCUCCGAAAGAGCAGAAACCCGCUAGCCCGCCAGAUGUAUCACCUGCAAAAUUUCCCAAAACUCUACGAGCUACAAACAGCUUACACCGUAAAGAUUUCGUUAAAAAGGAAAUUCUAGCAAAGCAGCUGCGGAAAACUGGACCUUAUCCCGAAGCGGUAGGGUCGACGGGGAACUUGAAGACGUGCGUGCAAGAUAAGGAGAUGAGGUUAAACCCGCCGCCUGUGGAAGUUUGUCGGCCUUUAUCGAUGAGCUCCAUUGCGUCCUCGAGUUCCACGUCAAGCAGUGGUGUGCAGAAUAAGGGUGUGAAUUCAGCGUAUCUGGCAUCCAUAGAGAUUGAUGACCAUAGCGACGCCGACAUGACGUCAGCUAAUGGCAGUAACAAUUUUGUCGACACCGGUAUUCUGAAUGCGAGUGUAUCAGAGGAAAGGAAUUCCGAGGACACGCCACAGCAACUAGUUGACGAGAUGUCGGGUCUCUCUCAGCUGGAGAGGGUGUGCGCAGAAAUAGUACAAACGGAGAAUGUUUACGUCGAAGACUUGAGGCAGGUUGCUGAGGGCUACCUUCAUGUUUGGCGGCGGGACGCGACCUUCUCCGAGGAAGAACUCUCGGAACUGUUCAACAAUGUCGAAGAUAUCUACGCUUUCAACAGAUCUCUAUGCCAAGAGCUGAACUCGUGCCGUCUAGAUGCCACGUGCAUCGCUCGAUGCUUUGUAGACAACACCGCUGGGUUCGCCGUCUACACCUCGUACUGCACCGGCUACCCUCGGACUAUGGAGCGGCUGGCAGCACUGGCUUCAAAGCCUCAAAGUGCUAGAGCGUUCAGGGAGCGACAGACGGAGUUAGGCCAUAUGCUGCCAUUAGCGUCAUAUCUUUUAAAGCCGGUGCAGCGGAUAUUGAAGUACCAUUUGCUGUUGCAGAACGUGGUGAAGCAGUGCGCCUCACGUGAGACGGAGUACGCGCUGCUGAAGAUGACCGGCAUUGCGCAGCACAUCGACGACAUGAAGCGCAGGCACGAGCACGCCGUCCGGGUGCAGGAAAUCCAGUCGCUCCUGUACGGCUGGAGCGGCCCCGACCUCACCACCUACGGAGAGUUGUGCGCCGAAGGGACAUUUAGAGUGUUCGGCGCGAAGGCGAUGCGUCACGUCUUCCUCUUCGACAAGAUGCUGCUCGUCACCAAAACAGAGAGGACGGCAUACUCGCCUACAAGUCGCAUAUUAUG